Pocillopora verrucosa is the source of this 976-nucleotide messenger RNA. The record is from RefSeq and is a predicted model, not a curated record. NCBI's taxonomy places the organism in Eukaryota, Metazoa, Cnidaria, Anthozoa, Scleractinia, Pocilloporidae.
CUGGUCGCAGUUCAAACAACCUGCCGACUUGGUCCGACGCACGAAUGGCGAAUUUUACCUGUUCAAAUCGGGGCCGAGGCAAAAUUAUUAUUUUGUUUCCGUUACUCUUAAUGUUUUUCCUCCCUAAAGCAUUUAGCCUACGAUGUAACGUCUGCGAAAGCGGAGAGUCAUGGGAAAACUGCGACAGAAACAUGACGAUAAAAGAGUGUACCGCACAAGAAGGGAGAUGCGUCAAAUAUGACUAUCACGUGACAUACGAUAACACUACCAUGCCACAAUCAAAGCGUUUUCAACGUGAUUGUUUGCCUCCAGCCCAGUGCUCUAGCAGUACACUUCAAGCUUGUAGAGACCUCGAGAAGCCUGGUAUCCCGAUGAAAGUAACGUGUCACGUGUCAUGUUGUGCCGAAGACUCUUGCAAUUCUCAAGUAAAGACGAGUGCCUCUGUUCUAGUAAUGAUUAUUAUUCUUCUAACUGGGGCCACCUUUCAAAUUUAAGAGACAGUAAGAACAUUGUUGUCUCUUUAUUCAACACAUUGAACUGAUCUCUGGAAAAACUGCCUCUUUUAUGAUCAAUCGUCAUCAACUUGACCAAAUGUUAUGUCGUUAAGUUUAUUGACUGUUUUUUUCAAUGUCGAGAAGGAUUUUAUUUCACAGUGGAGAACAUUUAGAAGUAAUUAUAAUUUGCUCGAAUAAUAGGCCCAACAAAUUGAUUGGGGUCCAAUUUUAAUCAACUUUAAGCCACAUUUCCUUCCUUUCCGAUUUCGAAUCACAUGUGAUAUUAAAGCACAAAAUGUAUAUAGUUGUGGAAAAAUCCAGUUUGGGUUUAAUACAAAUGAUCAUUCAAUGGCAGAUUAGCAUUCAGACACACACUCAAGUAAUUCACACAAGCACUUUAAAAUAAGCACUAACACUACUUAUGCAAGUUUGCAAGAUUGAGUAGCUCUGCUUGUGGGCGCAGGAGGAAGACCAUGCGCAUA